Messenger RNA from Zea mays, 1223 nucleotides. RefSeq lists its product as uncharacterized. Lineage: Eukaryota; Viridiplantae; Streptophyta; Magnoliopsida; Poales; Poaceae. The transcript has 3 exons. The record is from RefSeq and is a predicted model, not a curated record. Bases 654 to 1046 code for a protein of 130 amino acids.
UUUUCGCUGUUGUUGACGGAGGCGGGGGUGUUGCCGAGGCGUCUGCAUCUGGUGAUGUUGCAGUGGUUGCUGUGAGGCAGCUGUGUUAUGUAAGCGACUCUCUCAUUUUCUCUAUCGUUUUUUGUGACGAAGUAUGUAUGUGUUAGGUUGACGCUUUUGCUGAACAAGUGGUGUCUAGGGCGCUAGUGGACCUCGCGACCUCACAGCUGUGCUCUGAUAAGAAACGACUGGAGUACAAGGUUGAGCGUCUCCGAACGCAAAAUACAGAAGCUAUCAGAGAUAAGUUUGUUGUCGAGAACAAGAGUUGCAAUCUUUUGGACAAGGUUGGCGCUCUUAAGAAGUAGGACGAGGGGCUCAACCGUCAGCUGGGUGAGCUGAAGGAUGUCGUGGCCAAGUCGCAGAUGGAGGCCCAGGCCGCCCGAGAGUGCGCUGCCGCGUUGGAGCUAGAGGUAAAGAACGAGAGGGCCUAUAAUGAUAAGGUGGAGGUUGUCACGUAGCCUGACGUGGCCCAGGCACAUAUGCUUUUUGUUGACGCCCAUCAUGAUUUGGGUGCUGAGAUAGCCCCCUUCGAUAGAUUUGGGGAGGUGGGGACUCGCUUCCUCAAUUGGCUGUAGGAAGAGCUGGAGUCCCUCUCGUUCAUCGUGACGGGCCUGAUGUUCUACGCCUUUCUCGUCACCUGCGAAGCUGCCAAUGCCUUGUCCCGCAAAGGCUGCCGACACUUCGAAGCUUUUGACCAGGGCAAUGAGAACUUCGAUCGGGAGGUGUUCCAGGCGUUUAGGGACAAAGAGAUUUUGGAGCUCGCUGGCUUGGAGGGCUCCCUGGCCAUUCUAGACGACGACGUCGCUGAGAGGGGGGUGGAGGUGCAAUCGUCCCGUGCGGUGGAUGGCCAUGCCGAUCCUAGUGCGGCGGGGACUUCACGCCAUUCUGCUAAUGAGCAGGUUCCUAUGACUGACUGGGGCUGUCGAAUGCAUUACACCAUUGACUCACCAGAUUCCGUCUGUGAACAGCGGCGAGGACUCUGGUUUUGGCUCGUGGUCGUCGGAUAGCGAGGGGUGUUUGAGUCCCUUCACGAAGAUGGACAAAGAGUCCUCCGAGGAGGACUUAGAUUUUCUUGUUGCGUUGUAUGUUGUGUCUGCGGUAGAAGUUGAAGCAAAUGAGGGGCCCUCGACUAGGGCCUCGAUACCCAUGAUAAAGGGAAAAAGGAGCCGAGUUGUUUUUUCAAA